Messenger RNA from Salpingoeca rosetta, 540 nucleotides. RefSeq lists its product as uncharacterized. The transcript has 2 exons. The coding region runs from base 1 to 540 and encodes 179 amino acids. The record is from RefSeq and is a predicted model, not a curated record. NCBI's taxonomy places the organism in Eukaryota, Choanoflagellata, Craspedida, Salpingoecidae.
AUGAGGCUGAGGUUGAGGGCGCCACUGUUGUUGCUGGCACCGCUUUGCCUCUUGCUUGGCGUCCACAUCUUCCUCGUCUUCUUUGUCGGUGCGGAGGUGGUGCUGGAAGAAGAUGAGCACGGUGCGUUCCACAUCAACACCACCCAUCCACAGGAGCAGCACAAGCAGCAGCAGCCGGCGGCUGUGUUUGUGAAUGGGGUGAACGUGGCGGAGAUGUUUGAGCUGAUACAAGAACAGCAGAGCAUGUUGCGAGACCUGGAUCGCGUGAACACGAACCAAGCACGGCAGCUGAGCUCCUUGGACCGCCAGCUGUGCGACAUCACACCACCGACCGUGGACACCACAACCAUCACGGGGCUCGGCACCACGUCAACAUUCAAGUGGUCGGAUGGCGUCUUGGCCACAAACGGCCUCAUCUAUUUCAUUCCGUUCAGUGCUUCCUCCAUCGUCAUCCUUGACCCAAGCACCAACGGAGUGGAUGACACGACAAUGGGCGGCUUUCCAACUGACCACUGUGAUGAAGAACGUAGUGCAACAUAG